AUGCAUCGUUAUCAUCCAAAGUUCAUCUAUAGUCCAUGGGGUCGAAAAGAGUUGGACAUGACUGAGCAACUAACACACACCUUGGUGCUGAACAUUCUACUGGUUUGUUGUCCACUUCUCCUCCUGCCUUCAAUCUUUCCCAGCAUCAGGGUCUUUUCAAGUGAGUCAGUUCUAUGCAUCACGUGGCCAAAGUAUAGGAGUUUCAGCUUCAGCAUCAGUCCUUCCAAUGAAUAUUCAGGACUGAUUUCCUUUAGGAUGAACUGGUUGGAUCUCCUUGCAGUCCAAGGGACUCUCAAGAGUCUUCUCCAUUACCACAGUUCCAAAGCAUCAAUUCUUUUGUGCUCAGCCUUCUUUAUAGUCCAACUCUCACAUCCAUACAUGACCACUGGAAAAACCAUAGCCUUGACUAGAUGGACCUUUGUUGGCAAAGUAAUAUCUCUGCUUUUUAAUAUGCUGUCUAGGUUGGUCAUAACUUUCCUUCCAAGGAGUAAGGGUCUUUUAAUUUCAAGGCUGCAAUCACCAUCUGCAGUGAUUUUGGAGCCCAGAAAAAUAAAGUCAGCCACUAUUAUUAUUCACUUUCUUAUUAUUGUUAUGAGUUAUGUGGACCAUUUGGAUAAUGGUCCACUAUCAAAUAUGUCUUUUUCAAAUAAUUUCUCCCAGUCUGUGGCUUGUAUUUUCAUUCUCUUGAGCAAGUACUCUUAUACUAUUUUGGUGGGAAGUAGUUUUUUAGACAACAUGGAGCAAAAUGAAAAACACGUAUCUUUUAACCUUGCAAUUUUGUUUCUAAAAAUAUUUGAGAAACAUGACCAAAAAGAUAGGUAUAUAAAUGUUUAUUGCAACAUUAUUUGUCUUUCAGAAACAGAAACCACAUGGAAGCAACAGUGUGUUCCCUAA
Messenger RNA from Rangifer tarandus platyrhynchus (Svalbard reindeer), 894 nucleotides. The record is from the annotation of a GenBank genome assembly. Lineage: Eukaryota; Metazoa; Chordata; Mammalia; Artiodactyla; Cervidae.